This is a messenger RNA of Ochlerotatus camptorhynchus, 7230 nucleotides long. RefSeq names its product dilute class unconventional myosin (gene didum). Lineage: Eukaryota; Metazoa; Arthropoda; Insecta; Diptera; Culicidae. Bases 721 to 6399 code for a protein of 1892 amino acids. The transcript has 11 exons. Gene Ontology annotation, cellular component: cytoplasm; actin cytoskeleton; myosin complex. The record is from RefSeq and is a predicted model, not a curated record. Gene Ontology annotation, biological process: actin filament organization; vesicle transport along actin filament. Gene Ontology annotation, molecular function: microfilament motor activity; ATP binding; actin filament binding.
CGCGGAUCGUGGACGUGUUCGUUUCUCGGGCAGUGCAAACUACAAAAGAGUAAGUUGUGUCCGGUUGGAGGCAUUUUUUUUUCUUCUGUUGCUCCGUUCCCACAGUCAGCAAGAAGAUUACUACAGCUGCUGGCGGGUGGGUUGCAUGCGGUGGAAACGUCGUGGUUCACUCUGAUUACGCGAUUUUUUCUCUAUCGACUAGCGAGUUUUGGAUCUUGGCCCAUAUCUCGGCCAAGAAAGGUGAUGCUUGCCAAUCUGAUUGUGCUGCCUGUGGCUCUGCUUUAGUGUGUGCGAUAAUAAAAAGAAGGUGAAAUCCCUCAGCAAGUGCGGUCGGAGGUGCCAAGUGUACUGGCUACAACUGGAAUUAUUCUUGUUCUUAUUGUUCCGACUGCGAAGAAAGGCAUUUUGGUGUGUGUUGCGCGCUGGCUGUGCCUGUGCUGCAAAGUGAAUGGUGCCCCACUGAAAGGUUGAAAGGUGUUAGGUAGUUCCAACAUUGAAUUGGCAAAAAGAUUAGAAAAUGUGGCGAAAAUUGGAUCCCUGCUUGGGGCAUUAGUGCACAGUGAAGAACCCCCCCAUUUGCCUCGUCGUUUUGGGGCCACGACCAGAAAGAAAACAAAAAGUUUCACCAAUUAGCGGAAUUUCGGAAGCGGCGAAACAGCACUGCUGAGAAAGAGCCAAAGAAGAGCACCGAAGCAAGGAACGGAACAGCACCGCAAAAACAUGUCAUCAACGGAGCUUUACGUGAAGGAUGCCCGCGUCUGGAUUCCCCAUGCGGAUAAGGUCUGGCAGGGUGCGGUAGUGCUCCGUGACUACAAGGAAGGCGACACCAGCCUGGAGCUGAUAACGGAUCGCAAGGAACCGCACACCGUACAGCUCAAGUCACCGAGCGAUCUGCCUCACCUGCGCAACCCUGCCAUCCUGAUCGGACAGAAUGAUCUCACGGCGCUGUCCUACCUGCACGAACCGGAUGUCCUGUACAAUCUGGAGGUUCGUUUCUGCGAUCGCCACAACAUCUACACCUACUGCGGUAUCGUCCUGGUGGCGAUCAACCCGUACGCUGAACUGCCGCUCUACGGAGCGGACCUGAUCCGUGCCUAUCGGGGUCACUCGAUGGGUGAACUGGAACCACAUAUCUUUGCCGUGGCGGAGGAAGCGUACGCCAAGCUGGAGCGGGAAAAGUGUGAUAUUAGUAUUAUUGUUAGUGGAGAGUCCGGUGCCGGGAAGACCGUGUCGGCCAAGUAUGCUAUGCGAUACUUUGCCGCGGUUGGGGGCAGUGAAUCGGAAACGCAAAUCGAGAAGAAAGUGUUGGCCAGCAGUCCGAUUAUGGAAGCGAUCGGAAAUGCAAAAACGACACGAAACGAUAACAGUUCCCGGUUCGGAAAGUUUACCAAGUUGCUGUUUACCAAUAAUCUGUCGAUGAUGAACCUGACGGGUGGCACCAUGCAGACGUAUCUUUUGGAAAAAUCUCGGGUGGUGUUUCAGGCUCCUGGCGAGCGAAACUAUCACAUUUUCUAUCAGCUGUGUGCGGCCAAGAAACAGUGGCCGGAGCUGAUGCUGGACCAUCAGGAUAAGUUUCACUUUCUGAAUCAGGGUCAGUCACCGGAUAUUGCGCGUGUAUCGGAUGAAGAUCAGUUUCGGGAAACAACGAAUGCGUUCAAGAUUUUGGGAUUCGACGGUGGGGAGAUUAGUGACAUCAUGAAGGUACUGGCAGCGGUACUGCAUCUGGGAAAUGUCGAAUUCUCUCACAAGUACAAGAAGCAAUCGCAGGAAGUGGAUCAGGAAGCGUGCAGUGUUGCGUCCGACGAUCUACAUGUGAACAUCUUCAGCGAUAUCCUGAGGCUAAACCGCGACGAGCUACGCAAAUGGCUCAUAACUCGACAGAUCGAAUCGUUCAACGAUACGGUGCUGAUUCCGCAGAGCAAAUCCCAAUCGGAAGCGGCUCGUGACGCUCUGGCAAAGCACAUUUACGCCGAAAUGUUCCAGUACAUCGUUAACAAAAUCAAUCGCAACCUGGCCGGUGGCAAGAAGCAAAACUGUUUCAUUGGCGUGCUGGACAUCUACGGCUUCGAAACGUUCGAUAUAAACUCGUUCGAGCAGUUCUGCAUCAACUAUGCAAACGAAAAGCUACAGCAGCAGUUCAAUCAGCAUGUCUUCAAGCUGGAACAGGAGCAGUACCUGAAGGAGGGAAUCGAGUGGAAGAUGAUCGACUUCUACGACAAUCAACCGUGCAUCGAUCUGAUCGAAGCCAAGUUGGGCAUUUUGGACCUGCUUGACGAGGAAUGCCGAAUGCCUCGCGGGUCGGACGAGUCCUGGGUGGGGAAACUGCAGGAAAAGUGCAGCAAAUACAAACACUUCGAUAAACCCCGGUUCGGGACGAGUGCAUUUUUGAUUAAGCACUUUUCCGACACGGUCCAGUACGAGUCGCAUGGGUUUCUGGAGAAAAACCGGGACACGGUUUCAAAGGAGCUGGUGAACGUUCUGCGGAUGUCGGAGAUGAAGUUGUGCCAUAAGCUGAUGACUGUGCAGGAUGAGGCACAGUCGGAGGCAACCGAAAUGGGGAAGACCGGGGUGAAGUUGGUCAUUAGUGCCGCCAAGAGUCAGCCAAUGACCCAAAAGCAACAGAGGAAAACAGUCGGCUCGCAGUUCCGGGAAAGCUUGACCCUGCUGAUUACUACGCUUCACAAUACGACGCCACAUUACGUGAGGUGUAUUAAGCCCAACGAAGACAAGGCCGCCUUCCGAUGGGAGGCACCGAAAAUCGUCCAACAGCUGCGGGCCUGCGGUGUGCUGGAGACGGUCCGCAUCUCGGCCGCCGGUUUCCCGUCCCGCUGGAGGUACGAGGACUUUUACGAUCGCUAUCGGUUGCUCUGCAAGCGCGUCCAGAUCAUCGACUGGAACGAGAAGGCCACCUGUGCGAACAUCGUGCGCAACUGGCUACCCGACACGGACAAAUACCGGCUGGGCAACACGCAAAUCUUCUUCCGCGCCGGGCAGGUAGCUUAUCUGGAACAGCUGAGAAGCGACCUGCGCAAGAAGCACAUCGUCAAAGUGCAGUCACUGAUAAGAAGAUUUAUCUGUCGAAACAAAUAUCUCCGACUGAAGCGCACUGCUCUCGGGCUGCAGCGACACGCCAGAGGGAUGUUGGCUAGGAAGCGAGCGGAUAACCUUCGGAAGAAUCGUGCAGCGAUUACGAUUCAACGCUACAUGCGAGGUUGGCUGCAACGGACCAGGUAUCAACGAAUCCGGCGGACUGUACUUGGAUUACAAACCUACGCCCGUGCAAUGCUUGCCCGUCGGAAGUUCAAGCAAGCACUGGACAACUACAAAGCAACGGAAAUUCAGCGCAUCUGUCGAGGCUACCUGGCUCGAGAACGGACCAGGCAGCGUCUGGCGAAUAUCGUCAAGUGUCAAGCAACAAUACGCCGAUUCUUGGCACGUCGAAUGUACAAGCGCUUGAAGGCGGAGGCCCGAACCAUUUCCCACAUUCAAAAGAUGUACAAAGGUUUGGAGAACAAGAUCAUCGAACUGCAGCAGCGCUACGAUCAACUGUCGAAGGAAAAUACUGGUCUGAAGAAGCAGAAUGCCGAUAUUCCGGAGAUGCGCCAGAAGAUGGCAACCAUGAAGCGACAGGAGAACGAGCUGAAGGCUUUGAAGCUGCAGUUGGAGCAAAAGGACGAAAAGUUGCUGAUAGUGAUCAAACAGUUGGAAAACGAACGGGACGAGAAGAUGAUUCUGCUGGAAGAGAAGCAAAAGGAAGAGGAAGAUCGGCUGAAAGAACGGGCCGUUAUGGAGCAGGAUCUCGCAAAAAUGCGAGAGCAGGUCAAUGAAAUCAGCGACGUAACCAAACUGGAACGGGAUCGACUCCUAUCGCAAGCGGACUCCAAAGAAAUCCACUCAGCUUACCAACGAAUGGUUGAGGAUAAAAAUCAGCUAGAGAAUGAGAACAACAAUUUGCGACACGAACUGCGUCGGUUGCAGCAUAUCAUCAGCAACUCUCACGAGCUGAAGACGCACUCGCGGUCGGUUAGUAACGCGUCCAGCACCAACGAGGAGGACUUCGGUUACAAUUCGGGCAAGAAUACGCUGGAGAUUCGACGAUCGCCGCUCUCGUGCGAAGGUGAAGUUAACAAUAAUUUGAAGCGAAAUAGCAACGGCGGUAAUGUUAGUACAAGUGUUCCUAAUACUGUGCCGGUGGUUUCACCAGCGGCCGUAAGGGUGGCGAUAGCGUCUGCCAUUACUACGACCGUUCCUAGUAGCGGGACGACCGCAGUCAGUAGUCCUCCGCCAUCUAUGGGUAAUGUUUCUAGUCAAAGUAGUAUUACAGAACUGCCACGAGUGCCGGCGAAGGACUCUUCGUUUGAUUCGCUCGAACGGCUGCUGAACAGGACCCCCUCGAUGUCGUUCAACCACCUGCAAGACCAUUCCACACCCAACAAUUCGGAAUUGCCGGAGAAGGACCAGACGACCAUCAUCCUGAAAAUGCGCAAACUCUUCGAAGAGGAGAAAUCCAAGAGCGAUCAGCUCCGCAAGGAGAUCGCUCGGUUCCGCAAGAGUUCCUCCUUCAGUACGGAGGAUUCGAUCCGUGCCUCGGAGCUGGAGGUGGAAAUCGAAAAACUACGACAGGAUUACAACCUGCUGAGGAAUAGCAUCAAGCGCGGAGUGGAAGAUCGCGAACUGGAGGCACAACACAAUGCACUGCAGGAGGAGCUGAAACGGCGCCGCGAUGAGUGCAUCUCGUUGAAGGCCGUCCUCGCGCAGCAGAGUCAUUCGCUGCGAACGCUGGGUCAGUCACAGAUCAAUCCGAACGGCGAUGCCAGCAGUAUGAGGAUUCACGACGAAGGCGAACUGAUGGAAGCGUUCCAGGCGCAGAAGUUGGUCAAUAGGCAGCUGGAGUCGGAACUGCGGGCGAUGAUGGAUGCCAACAACGAGACCCUGGUGGAGAACAACAAGAUCACGGAAGCGCUGAGGAAGGAGCUCCAGGAGCUUCAGUUGAUUCUGCAAGGAAGACUCGAAGGUUCCAACGAGGACAACUUGGACACGCUGAAGCAAAGUGAUCUGUACUUGAGGCAUGAGUUGAAGAAAUCGACCUCGGCUUACGUAGAUCUGCAGGAGCAGGUGAACGACUUGCUGGCCAAGAUCCAUGAGCUGACGAAGAAGAACAACAUUCUGUCGAACCGGUUACGGGACCAUGGUCUGAACGAUUCUAUUCUGAUGAACGAAGAGUUCCAGUCGAUGGUGAUGGUGAAGAAGAAGGCUCAAUCGUACCAGGGUAUACUGAAAUACCGGCACGAAGACGAGAACAAGAUCAUCCAGCGACUGGUGACGGACCUGAAACCGAGAGUGGCAGUCACGCUAACUACGAGUUUACCAGCUUAUGUGGUGUUUAUGUGCAUCAGAUAUACCGAUUUGGUCAAUACGGAUCAGCAUGUGCGAUCGCUGCUGACGCGGUUUGUGCAGAUGAUCAAGCGGCUGUACAAGCUGCCCAACGUUGCCGAAGUGCGAGUUAUGUGGCUAGUCAAUACCCUUACCCUACACAAUUUGUUGAAGCAGUUUGGCGGCUAUCCGGAGUACAUCCAGUACAACACCGACGUGCAGAACCAACAGCAGCUGAAGAACUUCGACCUGUCGGAGUACCGGCAGGUGAUCUACGAGAUGAUCAUCCUGAUGCACGGUGUUCUGCUGCGGCAGAUCCAGGAAUCGAUCAAGCAAUUCAUAGUGCCGGCCAUCCUCGAUCACGACGAAACGGCCCGCGGCAAGAGCCGGGGCCGAACGAUGUCGCUCGACAUGUCGCCGGAUCAGAGCCGGGAACCGAAGUCGCUGGUUCAGCAGUUGGACAUCUUCUACAAACAUCUGACCAGCUUCGGCAUGGAGAACUACUACAUCGAGCAGAUCUUCAAACAGCUCAUGUAUUACAUCUGCGCCGUGGCGGUCAACAGUCUGAUGCUGAGAGGUGAUCUGUGCAUGUGGAAAACGGGCAUGAAGAUUCGCUACAACGUCAGCUGUUUGGAGGGAUGGAUCCGAACGAUGGCCAUGGAUCCGGAUGUGGUCAAGCCGCUGGAGCCGCUGAUCCAAAUUUCCCGCAUCCUGCAAGCCCGCAAGACGGAGGAGGACGUUCAAACGUUGCUGGAACUCAGCACCUGCCUAACGACGGCGCAAAUUUUGAAGAUCAUCAAAUCCUACACCACGGACGAUUGCGAGAACGAAAUCAAACCGAUCUUCAUCGAGAAGCUGACGAAGCAGCUGAAUGAGCGUUCCAACCAGAGCGAAUCGGACACGUACAUGAUGGACGAAGAGAUCGUCAGCCCGCUGGUCGUGGUGUACAAGUACAGCGAGGUCAAUCUGGAGGAAAUUGACGUCCCCGAGGAGCUGAACCUGGACGGUUUAGUCACGAAGAUUUAAACGUGGGCAAGUUCGAUGCGAGUGACGCAUUCCACAUAUUUUAAAUAGGUAAAUUGACAUAUAUACCGUAGAUGCAAAGGCAGAACUUAGACCAAGAACGUGCAAAUCGUUAGAGAAAUUGUUAUUCAAAUUCAAGAGAGUUUAUCGACUUCCGAAGGAAUAUCAGAGAGACACAUAUUUACACGAUUCGUUUGUUUCUAUUUUUCGUGUACUUGAAUGCAUCCUGAGUUACUUUUAGGAAAGUACUAUAAUUGGCCUUCAUCAUGCUUCGGCUAAAUCGAUUCAAAAUACAUACAAAACCAACGGUUUUUGCCUGCUAAGGACAACGUUGUUUGGAACUGCAAGUGCAUUUAUAUUACCUGUCGGGCUGGUGACCCUGAACUCAACGCAUUUCCCAACUGUAUUAUAGAUUUUUGUUUAUGUUUUCCUUCCACUGAAUCGAUUGUGUAAGUACCUAAAACUUAUAUAUACACAUAUAUAUGCUAUUGUUAUUUAUUACUGGAAUGCAAGUCUGAAUAGGAGUGUACGAAAAAUACGGUUGAAAAAUUUAUUAAAUACUGACUUCAUUGCAAGCACCAAAAAUAUAGCCACAUUUCACAAGUAGCAAAGCAAAGUAAAGCGAAAAGGAAACAAUAAUCAAUGCUGUAACGUAACGAAAGUACAUCAAAUUUGCGCUAAGCAACCAUGUUGAAAGAGAACAAUAGUAUACCCCCUGUUAUAGAGCAUUUAUCGUGAUAGAAGAAAUUUACUCUGUACUUACCAGCUGUGAGUAGUGAGAGAACGCUAAACUAAUAAUAAAAAGGAUACAUAGGUACCUACCAGAAUGUUAGU